UGGUGCUUAGAGGGAAACAAAUAUGGCAUGAGGGUGCUAAGAGGGAGAAGAACAUGGCACAAGGGUGCUGAGAAGAACAACAACAUAAGGGUGCUGAGAAGGGGAAAAUCAGGACAUUGAGUGGAAGGAGAAUAUAAACGUUCUGUGAGUGAGAAGAACAUGAGGGUGCUGAGAGGAAGAAGAACACGAAGGUGCCGAGAGGGAAGAGAACAUGCAGGAGGCGCAGGAUAUUCUACAUGGAUGAUGUCACAUUGUACAUUGGUAAAGCCAUGAAUAAUAUUAAGGUAGAGAAUAUCAAAAGAGAAGAAGAAAAGUAUUCGAGUGGUGUCCAAGAGUAUAAAAAAGAAGAAACAUCUACAGAUAUCAGCACAGAUGGGACCAGUAACAGGAAUACCCCAGAGAGAUGUCCCCGUCCUCUUUAUUCCCAGGAUCACACAGAGGAGAAUAACAGCGUUCCACAGGAGGGUCAGGAAUACCUGUCUGAUCUUAAAGUAGAAGAUAUAAAAGUGGAAGAAGAGACGUAUGUGAGGAGUGAUCAGCAGUGUAAGGAGGAGGAAAUCCCUACAGAUAUCAGCACAGAUGGAGCCAGUAACAGAAAUACCCCAGAGAGAUUUCCCCGUCCUCUUUAUUCCCAGGAUGAUACAGAGGAGAAUCACUGUGUCCCACAGGAGGGUCAGGGUAAAGAUCUAAUACUUAUUAAAGUAGAAGAUAUAAAAGAGGAAAAGGAGACGUAUGUGAUGGGUGAUCAGCAGUGUAAGGAGGAGGAAAUCCCUACAGAUAUCAGCACAGGUGGACUGAACAGCAGUAUAACCUCAGCGGGACAGCACGUGUUAUCGCCUGGUUGUGACAUCACACGAGAUUCUGCAGGAGAAAGCCCCAUUACCCCAAGUAUAAAUCCAGUACCUCACAGAGCAGAUAUAUCAUCCGGUCCCUCUAAUCACGGAGGAUGUUCCAAUAACUCAGAUGCCGUUACACUUGUUAACAAUCACACAGGGGAUCGACUAUUUUCCUGUUCUGAGUGUGGGAAAUGUUUUACAAAGAAAGCAAAUCUUACAGCACAUCGGAGAACUCACACAGGUGAGAAGCCGUUUUCAUGUUCUGGUUGUGGGAAAUGUUUUACAAAGAAAGCAAAUCUCAUUAGACACGAGAGAACUCACACAGACGAGAAGCCAUUUCAGUGUCCUGACUGUGGCAAAUGUUUUACACAGAAGUCAGAUCUUGGUAUUCACCAGAGAAUCCACAAGGGUGAAAAGCCAUUUUCCUGUUCUGAAUGUGGGAAAUGUUUUACACAGAAAUCAAAUCUUAUUAACCAUCAAAGGAUCCACCCUGGUGAGACUUCAUUUCCAUGCUCUGAAUGUGAUAAAUGUUUUAUUCUGAAAUCACAUCUUAUUAAUCAUCAACAGAUCCACACGGGCGAGACGCCAUUGUCAUGCUCUGAGUGUGGGAAGUCUUUCACAUUUAAAUCCAAUCUUACCCGGCAUCAGAGAGUUCACACAUUGGAGAAACGGUUUCCAUGUCUUGAGUGUGGACAAUGUUUUAGGUGGAAAUCAAGUUUGAUUGAUCAUCAAAGCGUUCACAAGGAUGAAAAGUUUCGAUGUCCUGAUUGCCCUAAGUGUUUUAUCCGUAAAUCCACUCUUGUUAAACACCACAGAAUUCACACGGGUCAGAAGCCGUUUCCGUGUUCUGAGUGUGGAAAAUGUUUUACACGGAAAGGGGUUCUUAUUAUACAUCAGAGAAGUCACACAGGUGAGAGGGCAUUUUCAUGCUCUGAGUGUGGGAAAUGUUUUAUAGAGAAAUCAAAGCUUAUUAAUCAUCAAAGAAUUCACACGGGCGAGAUGCCAUUUUCAUGCUGUGAGUGUGGGAAGUCUUUCACAAUUAAAUCAAAUCUUAUCCGACAUCAGAGAGUUCACACAGGGGAGAAGCCAUUUUCAUGUUUAGAGUGCGGACAAUGUUUUACGUGGAAAUCUAGUCUGAUUGAUCAUCAGUGCGUUCACAAGGACAAAAAGAAGUUUCAGUGCCCUGAUUGCCCUAAAUGUUUUAUCCGUAAAUCCAGUCUUGUUAAACACCACCAAAUUCACACAGGUGAGAAACUGUUUCCAUGUUCUGAGUGUGGGAAAUGUUUUACAAUUAAAUCACAUCUUGUCAUACAUCAGAGAACUCACACAGGUGAGAAGCCAUUUCCAUGUUCUGAGUGUGGGAAAUGUUUUACACGGAAAUCAAAUCUUGUUCUACAUCAGAGAGUUCACACAGGUGAGAGGCCGUAUCCGUGUACUGACUGUGGGAAAUAUUUUGCACAGAAGUCAGAUCUUAGUAAGCAUCAGAGAACUCACACAGGUGAGAAGCCAUUUUCUUGUUCUGAGUGUGGGAAAUGUUUUACGCAGAAAACAGAUCUCGUCAGGCAUCAUAGACUUCAUACAGGUAAAAAAGCCAUUAUAGCACACUGAUGAUGUUAGUUUGACACAGAAGACAGGUCUUCCUAGCAAUGAAAUUGUAAGAUUUGGGUCAAAAAGCCCUUCUGCUCCAAGUGUGGGAGGCCUUUGACAGUUAAAUCUUAUCCAGCAUCAGAGAGAUCACAUGGGUGAGAAGCAGUUUCCCUGUUGUGAGUGUGGGAAAUGUUUUCCCCAGAAGUCACAUUUUCAACAUCCGUGAAUUCACAGCCCUUAAGCAAGUGUAAUAUCUGCUUGCAUUUUAGUGGAAGGUAUAAUAAGCAAAAUAAAUUUUAUUUAUAUUAUUACCGUCCGUAAAAUGGGCGCUUCUGGGUGUCAACUCGGCGGCCACCUUGAGAGCGCAUGCAAGAAACCCAUUACAUAGGAGCACCAGGGUAUGCAGCCAUGCUUCCAUAGUUUUAUGAGGUGUUCACAUGAAGAAGGGACGCCUGUACGUAGGUGUUGCAGCUGCAAAGUGGGCUGUGCGAUUUAUACUCAUGAAGCCAUAUAGAUGCAUUAGCAUAAGGUAGUAAGUCUGGCUACCACAACUGUCUGAUCUUGUGGCCACUUUGUGUCCAUCCCAGAAUUAGGGAGAUUGUCAUAUUCCUAUUCAUCAUUGAGUCCUUAGUUGACUUUGAUUUUACAAGAUGAUAUUGACUGGUCAUCAACCUUAUCUUGAAGAUGGUCACCAUGAAGUAUUUGUAUUUCUUGUUAUGUAUUGCUUUCUAAAUGUGUCAUUAUUGUAUUUGGCAAGGUACACGGCGUUGACUCUUGAGACUAAUAAUAAAGAAAUGUAUAUAAAAAAUGUACUGUUAUUAUACAAAAACACUCUUUGUAAAUGUGGCAGCGAGCUGGUGUAUGUGGGAGGUCCGUAACAUGUGUCUGAAAUCCUGCAGACCCGUGUUCAAAUGUCUCGCCAUAGUGUGCCAACUGUACCUUCCCUUUUCCUGUGUCUCUUAGUCCUCUUGUGACCCGUAACGACAUAUAUAUCCAUUCAAACAAAGACUCUACUGCUGCCUUCCUGGUCUUGUUCUCAUUUUGUACCAGGGCUCAAGACACCAGCGGCCCACCUUGGUUUUUCUGGAACACUAUGGACACGCAGCAAUGUUCCACCACCCAUCACAAGAUAGGCUGCCCAUGAAUCCGUUGUCUCCUGGUACUACUUGAGGCACGGACUCCAGGACCUGCUGCCAUAUUAUGUGAAAGAUUUCAAUCCAGCUUUCAUGUAGCGGUUACAAAAAUUCCCAGUACAUUGCUGGGUAUCAAGUCCUGGACAGCUAAUGGUCUGAUUCAGAGAUGGCACAGCUGCUGCGUCUUGUUCACAGAUUGGCUAAUGCCUGCAGGAGACAUCUGUAAUAAAAAGACACCACCUGCCAGCAUCUCAGAUCCAAUGCUUGCAAUCCGAUGGUCGUGAUGGCUGCAGCACAGGUGACCUGAUAGAGCCUAGACUUACUCAGAAUGGCCACUUCCUGCACACUUGCGAGGCCACUAAAUCUGUGGUAGAAGACUGACCUGGCGUCACCACUCCCCAAAAAUGAACACCUCCCUAGAUACACCCCAACUGAUGGGUUGAUAGAGCCCGUCCUGUCACAUGAUUUAAUAAAACGUUAUAUUAAUUUAA
Pseudophryne corroboree (corroboree frog) is the source of this 4047-nucleotide messenger RNA. Its product is annotated as gastrula zinc finger protein XlCGF26.1-like. The transcript has 7 exons. NCBI's taxonomy places the organism in Eukaryota, Metazoa, Chordata, Amphibia, Anura, Myobatrachidae. The coding region runs from base 237 to 2444 and encodes 735 amino acids. The record is from RefSeq and is a predicted model, not a curated record.